UUCCUUGUGGCGGCGGCUAGAGAGCAGAGUAUGAACUGCGGCAACCGGAGUCAUGGUACGACAGGCAUUUAGAAAGUUUCUUCCCCUCUUUGACCAAGUAUUAGCUGAAAGAAGUACAGCCAAAACUGUAACCAAAGAAGGCAUUAUGUUUCCAAAACAAUCACAAGGAAAAGUAUUGCAAGCAACGGUAGUAGCUGUUGGAUUAGGCUCUAAAGGAAAGGGUGGAGAAUUUCAACCAGCUGGUGUGAAAGUCAGAGAUACAGUUCUUCUCCCAGAAUAUGGAGGCACCAAAGUAGUUCUAGAUGACAAGGAUUAUUUCUUAUUUAGAGAUGGUGACAUUCUCGGAAAAUACGUUGACUAAAAUAAGUCACUACUGAAAUGGCAUCACGUGAAGCUUGCUGCCCAUUCCAGUGAAGUUCUGAAAUCUUUCAUCAUGUAAAUAAUUUCCAUGUUUCUCUUUUAUAAUAAACUAAUGAUAAUCAAAC
This is a messenger RNA of Kogia breviceps (pygmy sperm whale), 485 nucleotides long. Lineage: Eukaryota; Metazoa; Chordata; Mammalia; Artiodactyla; Physeteridae. The record is from RefSeq and is a predicted model, not a curated record.